AUGGCCAUGCACCCUCUCUCCCAGGGGCACCCACAGGCCUGGCCAUGGGGGGUAGCCAUGUACACGAACCUGCACUACCACCACCAGUACGAGAGGGAGCACCUGUUUGAGAAGCCCUUGACGCCCAGUGAUGUGGGCAAGCUCAACAGGCUGGUGAUUCCCAAGCAGCACGCGGAGAGGUACUUCCCCCUGAACGGCGGUGACUCCCCCGGCGAGAAGGACCUGCUCCUGUCCUUCGAGGAUGAGGCCGGCAAGCCAUGGCGAUUCCGGUACUCGUACUGGACGAGCAGCCAGAGCUACGUGCUCACCAAGGGCUGGAGCCGGUACGUCAAGGAGAAGCAGCUCGAAGCAGGAGACGUCGUGCACUUCGAGAGGGUGCGCGGCCUUGGCACCGGCGACCGGCUCUUCAUCGGCUGCAGGCGCCGUGGCGAGAGCGCGCCGCCACCGCCUGUGCGUGUACCUCCACCAGCUCUGAGCGCCGGGGAGCAGCAGCCUUGGAGCCCGAUGUGCUACAGCACGUCGGGAUCAUACCCUACCAGCCCUGCCAACUCCUACGCCUAUCGCCGCUCGGUGGAGCAAGAUCACAGCGACAUGCUGCAUGCAGGUGAGUCGCAGAGAGAGGCAGACGCCAAGAGCAGCAGUAUGGCAUCAGCGCCGCCGUCGAGACAUCUCCGGCUGUUCGGCGUCAACCUCGACUGCGGUCCGGAGCCAGAGGCAGAAGCAACGACGCCAAUGUACGACUACACCCACCAGAGCCCCUACGCUGCAGUGGCCAUGGUGCCAACUUACUGGGGCAGUUCAUAA
This is a messenger RNA of Lolium rigidum, 804 nucleotides long. RefSeq names its product B3 domain-containing protein Os11g0156000-like. The record is from RefSeq and is a predicted model, not a curated record. The transcript has 3 exons. NCBI's taxonomy places the organism in Eukaryota, Viridiplantae, Streptophyta, Magnoliopsida, Poales, Poaceae. Gene Ontology annotation, molecular function: DNA-binding transcription factor activity; DNA binding. Bases 1 to 804 code for a protein of 267 amino acids.